Fomitopsis serialis is the source of this 1341-nucleotide messenger RNA. RefSeq names its product G-protein alpha subunit-domain-containing protein. Gene Ontology annotation, cellular component: heterotrimeric G-protein complex. The transcript has 7 exons. Gene Ontology annotation, molecular function: GTPase activity; G protein-coupled receptor binding; G-protein beta/gamma-subunit complex binding. The record is from RefSeq and is a predicted model, not a curated record. Gene Ontology annotation, biological process: adenylate cyclase-activating G protein-coupled receptor signaling pathway. NCBI's taxonomy places the organism in Eukaryota, Fungi, Basidiomycota, Agaricomycetes, Polyporales, Fomitopsidaceae. Bases 77 to 1222 code for a protein of 381 amino acids.
CAAGUAUUGAUGGCGUCCCCUCUCUCUCCUCCCAUCACCUCUCCCGCCCGCCGUCUCGCCUGCGCUCGACGCCGCCAUGCCUGCACGCCAGCCCGCAGACCACGACCCCCUCGACGCCAUCUUACGACCCCCGUUCGACGAGACACCCGAGGAGAAGGCGUCCCGCGUCGCGCAGGAGGAGGAGGCGCGCCGCGUCAGUCUCGCCAUUGACGACAGCAUCCGCCAGGAUCGCAUCCAGAGGAAGAAGGCGAAGGUCGUCAGGCUUCUCCUGCUCGGCCAGAGCGAGUCAGCCCCGCGUCGGCUCGCCCCGAGCCUGCACUCCACCGGGCACAGAUCUUACGGCGACUCUGCGUCUGCGUCUGACACUGACUCGGCCGACACGCCGCCCGUACCUGCGCUGCCGGGGCGCCUGAGCGAAUUCCGCGCCCGCCUCGCGCCGCUGCGCCACGUCGAAUCGCUCCUCGUGUCUCGUCUUGUGCCCCCCAGCGAGGACGCGCCGUUCCUACCGACGCGGCCGCGCGCGGACACCACCGGCGAGGUCUUCGUGCGCCCGGGCUCAUGGAAGCGUGGCUGGCGGAUCGGCCCGUUCGGUAGUGGUGGGCAUGGGCCGGUGGGCCAGGCGGAGAAGGAGCUCGCGGAACAGGUGCAGGGCAUACUUUGGCGGUGCAGCUCGGACUUGAUGAGUCUGUGGUACGACCAGACGGUGAGAGCGAUCUUGAGGAAGCGGAAGGUCCGGCUGGAGGAGAGCCCUGGAUUCUUCUUGAAUGAUUUGCCUCGAGUCACGUCGCUCAACUAUUCACCGUCGGACGCGCGACUCAAGACGGUCGGCGUGUCUGAAUACCGGUUCGAGAUGGAGGCGGGCUCUGAGAGCGGCACGCAAUGGCGGAUCAUCGACGUCGGCGGGUCGCGAAGCCAGGUACAGUCUUGGGUUCCCUUCUUCGAUGAUAUCGAUGCUAUCAUCUUCCUCGCGCCCAUAUCUGGCUUCGACCAAACUCUCGCGGAAGAUCGGAGUGUGAACCGGCUGGAAGACAGCGUCCUGCUGUGGAAGGCCGUCUGUGGGAACAAGCUGCUCGCGCGGGUCGACCUAGUGCUCUUCCUGAACAAGUGUGAUAUACUGGCGUCGAAGCUCAGCUCGGGCGUGCGGCUCGCGAAGUAUGUGAAGAGCUUUGGAGAACGGUCGAACGACGCGGAUACUGCGGAGAAGUGUAAGGGGAUCAUUUGACUGGAGUGCGAAGAUGACGGUGCUGAGCGUCGAUGUAGACUUCAGGAGCAAGUUCAACGCGAUACAUAGGGAGUACUCGCCGAUCCCGCGCAAGUUUAUGGGUUUUGUACCUCCGUUAC